Molecule: messenger RNA, 1671 nt
Organism: Selaginella moellendorffii
Lineage: Eukaryota; Viridiplantae; Streptophyta; Lycopodiopsida; Selaginellales; Selaginellaceae
Product: transmembrane protein 184B
Exons: 6
Coding region: 35-1564 (509 amino acids)
Biological process (GO): transport
Molecular function (GO): transporter activity
Source: RefSeq, a predicted model, not a curated record
AAGGGGCUAGGGUUCCUGUGUGUGUUCAUGGCGGAUGGCAUCAUCUGCCGUGCUGGGCUUGGCGGGAUUCUUUUCUUUCUCCGCGAUUUUUAUGGCGCUAUGGCACAUCGUGAUGCAUUUGUUCAACUACACGGAGCCUACAUUCCAGCGCUACACUGUGCGAAUCGUCUUCAUGGUCCCAAUCUUCGCGUUGAUGUCCUUUCUAUGCAUUUUAUAUCAAGAGUACGCUGUCUACUUCGAUUCUGUGUGUCAAAUAUACGAGGCCUUUGUCAUCUAUAAUUUUCUUUCUUUGUGCCUUGCUUGGGUUGGCGGGCCUGGCUCUGUCGUCCAGAGCUUGCAGGGACGAAUGCUCAAGCCGUCUUGGCAUCUCAUGACUUGCUGCAUGGAUCCCAUCCCCCUUGACGGGGUGUUUAUCCGGAGGUGCAAGCAAGGUGGUAUCCAGUUUGUGAUCAUCAAGCCGCUGCUGGUCGCCGCCACCUUCAUCCUUUAUUCGCUCGAUCUCUACGACGAUGGAAACUUCAGCGUCACGUCGGGCUAUCUCUACAUCACGCUCAUCUACACCGUUUCCUACUCGGUUGCGCUGUACGUGCUCGUUUUGUUCUACGUUGCCUGUGCUGAUCUCUUGAGGCCUUACAAAGCUCUGCCAAAGUUUAUCAUCAUCAAAUCGGUGGUCUUUCUCACGUACUGGCAGGGAGUGGGAGUUUAUAUUGUCGCGAAGAUGGGAUAUAUAAAAACUGCAGACGAGGCCGAGAUCGUCCAGAACUUCUUGGUGUGCUUUGAGAUGCUGAUAGCGGCAAUGGGGCACGUCUACGCGUUUCCAUACAAGCAGUACGCCGAAGCCAACGUCGGAGGCUCCGGGAACUUAAGUUUUUGGGCCAGUCUCAGCCAUGCUCUCAGCUUGAACGACGUUGUCCACGACACACUCCAUCAGUUUGCUCCAACUUAUCACGACUACGUGCUCUACAGCGAUGGAAGCCAAGAGGCUCCAAUGAGAUACCGAGCACGGACGUUCGUUCCCACAGGCCAAGAGAUGGACACGCUUCGCAGGCACAGCAAGAUGUUUGGAGCUGGAACAAUCGAUCCAGCCUCGGCCUCCACUCUUGGCCUUGGCGGCGCCUCUUUCGGCAGCGCCGCCUUCUCUCGCGCGUCCUUCAUUAGUCAAGGUGGCUCUUUGAGUGGCGAGGCCGGAAGGAGGAAGACUCAAGCUCGUCCCUCUCCACAGUCGUCACUCUCGGGCUUUGGAAACUUUCCCAACGAUCCACAGCAGCCGCAGCAGCAGCCUCAUUCCUUCGAGGCAGCUUUGUUCAAGGCCGCGCUACCGCCGCUUCCCAACAGGCAGCCAUCCAUGGGCUCCAUUCUCCACAUUAGAAGCCCCGUGGAGAGCAGGAACUCCAGCUUAAUCGAUAGCAGGCGUAGCGGUAGGCGAAGUAGCGCUGGCGACGAUGCGAUGGAGACAUCGCUCCUCGCUCCUGGGAGGAGAAAAUCGUCUCAUGGAGCUCUCCUGGACGAGAUCGACAUCCAUGGCGAGGAGGAUCAAUACGAUGAAGGCUACAUCCAGAGGUAGACGAAGGCUCCCCGAUCGGACGGUCCAGAGCUCGAGCAUCGGACGGUCGAGAUUUUGUGUUCGGACAUACUUUUUCUUUUUCGAAUUUGGAUCCAUGUUAUGUGCUU